GCUGCUGCUAGUAUAGAGCCUGUGUGUCGUCUCCCCGGCCGGUGCAGCAGCAGCAGCAGCAGCAGGUCACACACAGCGCAGCAGCAGCAGCAGGUUCUGUCUCUCCCUAGCAUGCAGUGACCCCAGCAGCCAGUCCCCCUCUCUGCUACUAAACUUCCCAAACUUUCCCACCAGUUGGCAGAGGAACUCUACAGUCCGCAUGUCCCUACUUUCCCCACUCCCAGGACAUGGGCACCCGCAGGAGACCCGGCUGGCAGGAUGAGCUGUCCAGGAGCUUCUCAAGGCUCUUCUCCCGGACCUCUUCCCAGGAGAAGGAGGAGGACUCAGGAGAGGAGCAGGAGAGAGGGGACAGGAGCUCGUCCCGACUUUUCUUCAGGAGCACAUCACAGGAGAGGAAGGGAGGCAGUGACAGGACUGAGCUUUCAGAGGAGCCGGAGAGAGGUCAGAGCCCGUCCAGGCUCUUCAGGAGGACUUCUCAGGAGACCAAUGUGUCAGGUAGGGGAUCCAGAGAGGAGCCCAGCGGGUUGUCCAGGCUCUUCUCCAGGACAUCAUCUCAGGAGAAGGAGGAGGACAGUGGCAGUCCCAGGAGUGCAGGAGAGGACCGUAGCAGACAUGAAGAUAACGGCAACCUAACACUGGAAAGCCAAGAACAACUAUCUAUACCUGAAUCAGAACAGGUAAAACAGGACCAGGUUACCAGUCCUGCGCUGCAAAGCACGUCUGAAUCUGAGGAGGAAAAGGAUGGAGAAUCCACUCAUACUUCCAAGGAACCUGACAGUGAGAAACAACCAAGGGAGAAGUUUCUUAAUUUUUUGGGGAGCCUCUUCCAUUUCUCGCCAAAAUCUUCUCAGGGAAAUUCAAAACAGACUCCUGGUGUCCAAAACCUCAGUAAGGAACAUGAGGACGGACAAGUUAAAAAUAACUUGGAUAAAGAGGACUUAAACCAGGAGCAGGCGCUGGAUGUUUGCAGUGGAAUAGAGCAGCCUGCAGAUCAGAACACAGCACAUGAAGAAGACCCGGUGGUCAGUAGUAGUGAAACAGUCAAAGACGAGGUAAAGCAGGAACAGCAAGAAGAGACAUCACCAAAACUCAAUGGCUACACCCUCAACGCGCCAGCAAUAACGUAUGGCACCUACAGAGGAUCCAGGAGAAUCAGGAAGCUCCUCAAGCGUCGCCCUGAUGUAAAUUCUCCAAUUCCAGAAAAAGAAGAGACUAGCGAAAAAGAAACCAAUUGUACAGAAGAUGCUGACACAGAAAGUUGUUGUAUGCUGCAUCAGUUGGUGAAAAUGGAUCCAUCAUCAGAUGCAGAUUAUGAAAGUCAGAUCCUACCUACAGAAAUCCAGAUAAAAAUGUUAUCAAAAUCUGUAGAUCUGGACCAAAUUGUUAACAGUAGAGAGGGCUUGUUCGAGGCUCUACAACCAAGUGCUAUGGAAAGUUCCGUAACGUCUUUAGACCUGCAACCUAAUGCAGAGAUCUCAAAUAUUUCAAAGGAUCUGCAACCCAGUGAUGAGAGUUGCUCAAAUAUAUUGGAGGAUCCAGAACUUAAUUGUAAAAUUAGCUCGAACAUUUCAGAUGAUCUACAGCUGGGUACUGAAGGUAGUGCAAAUAUUUCAGGGGCUCUAGAAACAAGUGCUGAUAGGGGCGCACCAUUUUCAGACAUUCUACAUACAGAUGCUGAGGAAAGCUCAAGUGUUUCAGGUGAUCUACAUCUAAGUGCCAUGGGGAGCUCAAGCAUUAUAGAGGAUACCCAACCAAAGUUAAGCUCAAUACACUCAGAGGAUCUAGAAUCCAAUGCUCAAAAGAGCUCUAAGGCUUCAGAGGAUCUACAACCAAAUGCUAUGGAAAGCUCAGUAAUAUUAGAUGUGCAACCUGAUGUCGAGAGGAUCUCAAAUAUUUCAGAGGAUCUGCAACACAGUGAUGAGAGUUGCUCAAAUAUAUUGGUGGAUACAGAACCUUAUGGUAAAAGUAGCUCGAACAUUUCAGAUGAUCUACAGCUAGGUACUGAGGAUAGUGCAAAUAUUUCAGGGGCUCUAGAAACAAGUGCUGAUAGAGGCUCACUAUUUUCAGACACUCUACAUAAAGAUUCUGAGGAAAGCUCAAGUGUUUCAGGUCAGCUACAACCAAGUGAUGAGGGGAGCGCAAGCAUUAUAGAGGAUACUCAACCAAAGGAAAGCUCAAAACACUUAGAUGAUCUAGAAGCCGUCGCUUAUAAGAGCCCUAACAUUUCAGAUGACCUACAACCAAAUGCUAUGGAAAGCUCAGUAAUAUUAGACGUGCAGCCUGCUGUUGAGAAAAUCUCAAAUAUUUCAGAGGAUCUGCAACACAGUGAUGAGAGUUGCUCAAAUAUAUUGGAGAAUCCAGAACUUCAUGGUAAAAGUAGCUCAAACAUUUCAGAUGAUCUACAGCUAGGUACUGAGGAUAGUGCAAAUAUUUCAGGGGCUCUAGAAACAAGUGCUGAUAGAGGCUCACUAUUUUCAGACACUCUACAUAAAGAUUCUGAGGAGAGCUCAAGUGUUUCAGGUGAUGUACAACGAAGUGACGAGGGGAGCGCAAGCAUUAUAGAGGAUACUCAACCAAAGGAAAGCUCAAAACACUUAGAUGAUCUAGAAGCCGUCGCUUAUAAGAGCUCUAACAUUUCAGAGGACCUACAACCAAAUGCAAUGGAAAGCUCAGUAAUAUUAGACGUGCAGCCUGCUGUCGAGAAAAUCUCAAAUAUUUCAGAGGAUCUGCAACCCAGUGAUGACAGUUGCUCAAAUAUUUUGGAGGAUUCAGAACUUAACAGUAAAACUAGCUUGAAUAUUUCAGAUGAUCUACAGCCAGGUGCUGAGGAGAGCACAGAUAUUUCAGGGGCUCUAGAAACAAGUGCUGAUAGGGGCUCAUCAUAUUCAGAUACUGUACAUACAGAUUCUGAGGCGAGGUCAAGUGUUUCAGGUGAUCUACAACCAAGUGCUGCGGGGAUCUCAAUCAUUAUAGAGGAUACCCAACCAAUGAAAAGCUCAAAACACUCAGAGGAUCUAGAAGCCAUCGCUUAUAAGAGCUCUAAGAUUUCAGAGGACCUACAACCAAAUUUUAUGGAAAGCUCAAUAACUGUAGACCUACAAACUAAUGCAGAGAAGAACUCAAAUAUUUCAGAAAAUAUGCAACCCGGUGAUGACAGUUGCUCAAAUAUUUUGGAGCAUCCGGAACCUAAUGGUAAAAUUAUCUCAAACAUUUCAGAUGAUCUACAGACGAGUGCUGAGGAGAAUACAAAUAUUUCAGGGGCUCUAGAAACAAGUGUUGAUAGGGGCUCAACAUGUUCAGCUACUCAACUUACAGAUGCUGACGGGAGCUCAAGUGUUUCAGGUGAUCUGCAAGCAAGUGCCGAGGGGAGCUCAAACAUUUUAGAGGAUAUGCAACCCAAAGAAAGCUCAAAACACUCUGAGGAUAUAGCAGCCAAUGCGCAUAAGACUUCUAAGGUUUCAGAGGACCUACAACCAAAUGCAGAGGACAGUGAACCAAAUGCAGUGGACAGUGUAAAUAUUUCAGAAGAUCUACAAACAAGUGCUGAGACCAGCUCAAAGAUGCCGGAGGCUAUACAUACAAAGGCUGAGGAGAGCUCAAGUGUUUACGAUGAUCUGCAACCAAGUGCUGCUGGGAGCUCAAGCAAUUUAGAGAGUAUACAGCAAAAGGAAUGCUCAAAGAUUUCAGAAGAUCUGCAACCAAAUCCUGAGGAGAGUUCAAUGAUUUUACAGGCUCUACAACCAAAUACUGAAGAAAGCUUAAGGACUUCAGGGUAUAUACAACCUAAUGCAGAAGGGAGCUCAAAAACAUUAGGGAAAUUAUCACCCAAUAAAGAGGAAAGCUCAAGGACUUUAGAGAAUCUACAAUUAAAUGUCAAUAAAAGUACAAAGAUUAUAAAUAACCUACAACCAAAAACUGAACAAUUCUCUGCAGAUCUGAAGCCAAAGACAAUCACUGUCUCAUGCUCUUUAGAGGGCACACAUGUAGAUUCAGAGGAGGGGUUAAAACUUUCAGAAGAUCUGGAAGCAAAUCCCAAAGAGAACGUAAAUGUUCCAGAGGAACUGCAGUCAUGUACUGAAGAUAAUGCAAAAUAUUCAGCUGAUUUUUGGCCAAAGACAAUAGAUUGCUUUAACAUCUCAGGUGAUCCAGAAACCAAUGUAGAACAUCACAACAUGGAGGUUAUACAGGUAAAUACUGACAUUUUAAAGAGUGAAAAAUAUGUAUUCAUAAAUGAUCUGCAAUCAGAUACUGAUAAAAUACUAGACAGGGCAGAUCUACAACCAAUCACACAGGAAAGCACAACGAUUUCAGCAGUUCUACAGCCAAAUACCAAAGGGAGCUCAAUUAUUAUGGAAGAUUUUCAGCUAAAUGGAGAUGAGAACUCAAAACAUCUAAUUACAGAUUUGAAAAAAAAGGAAUCAAAAGAAGUUCAACCGAAGAUAGAGACAAUCCCAGAGGUAAAUUUAGAUGUACAAAUAAAUGGGAAUUCAAAAAUCACAGAAAAUAUGCAACAAAAUACAAAUGAUAUGAUUAAGGAACAUCAACUAAAUGCAAAAGUGAUUAAUAGCGUUCCAGAAAAUCCUCAGUUAAAGACCAGAAAAGUCCCAAGGUCUGAACUACAACUAAAUACUAAUGGGAACUUAACAGUUAUGGAGGAUCUAAAAAACAACGGAGAGGAGACUUCAAAGACUAGAGAAAAUCUACAACUAAAUACACAGGUUAAUCUAAAUGUUUCAGAGAAACCUCAGAGAACGGUAGGGAGAAUCCCAAGGAUUGAAACAAACCAGCUUAACAUUAACGUGGGACCAAAUAUUUCUGAAGCUCAAAACGCACAAAUAGAGAAACCCUCAAAGAGAAGUGUAGAUCAACAACCAACUGCAAAGGAGAAAGAUCUUAAUUCUGCUGUAUCAGUUGACAAUUCAGAAAAGGCAAAGAACAACUCAAAAAUUACUUUGUCUUCUGUAACACUUGACAAAACAAAUACGUUCAUCCAUCUGGCUCCCAACCCAAGUUCUUGCAUGUCUGAGCAUAGUCUUCCAAUGAUCACAGAUAUUCCUGUUCACACCGUAUCAGAAAGUGAGGAACUGGGUAGGCAAAUGUUAACUGACACCUUUGAUUACUGUUUAGUUGCCAAAAAUAAAGUUAAUUUGGAUAAAAUGGAUGGGGUGGCCAGGGAAUUGAAUUUAAAACCUAUCACUUCUGAUAAUGCUGAUAACAAGUCUCAGACUAUUUUAAUUAAUGACAGCUAUCAGAAUGUCUCAGUUGUUGAUGUCAAACCUGUGCCAGAGAACUCUUUGACUAGUAUUUCAUCUCUGGAUAAAAGUAAUUUCUCAGGAACUGCCACAAACAUUUCUUUAGACAAUGUGCUUGAGUUCCGAUCAUCAUCUCCAACCAUAAUAUUGGACUAUCCAUCAUCUCCUUAUGAUUGCAAUAAUGUAACAUGUGACAGCCCUCAAGAUGCAGUUGAUUCUGGAAUUGUGUCCUCGCAAGCUUAUACGCCAGAAGAACACAUUCCACUUAAGAUAUUUCCUCCUGAAAUAUUCAGCAAGCAUAUAUCAGAUACUUUUGCAGUUGACAAAGAUGCCAAUAUUAUUGGUGAUAUAAAGUUAAGUGGAGAAAACAUAGAGAGCACUGUUUCUUUGGUACCUAAACCUGGUAGUAUAGCCAAAUUAAAAAGUUCACCACUAUUGAAAGAAGACAAAUCACUUGCAGACAGUUGCGCAGCUAACUCAGGUAUUGAUAUAUCGGGUGGAUUUUCUGCACCAGAUAAUCUAAAAUCCAACAUGAACUCUGAGGUUUAUAUUGCUAAAGUGUCAGUAAAAACUGUAAAUAUUGAAGAAGUAAAAAUUCCUCCCUAUGGUUUCUUGUCAGAUGUCAUAUCUGUUGGUAAAGUUGAAAGUCCUACUUUUGAGAAAGAGUUAAUAUGUCUUCCAAACUUGUCACCCCCACCCGCAGACUCAGCAGACAGUAAUAAAUUUCAGGUUCCUCAAAGUGCUCAAGAGGAUAAAAGCGUCACCAAUGGAGAAAUGUCCUUCAGUAGAGAAGAUGUCACAGCUAACAACAAUUUUAAUAAUUGUGAAAAGGAUCCUAAAAAGUGUAUUGUAGGAAUCAAAGAGUUGCCUUCAUCGAAUAAGGAGAACAAUGUAUCUGCGCAUAUGGUUAACAUGUUAAAAAAUGACAAAAAAAUACCAACAAGCACAAAUAAAUCACCAGAUGUGCUAAUAGAAAAUAUAAAAAAUAACAAUUUAUCUGUCCACACGUGUGGUAACAUAAUAAAUGUUUCACUCCAGACAUGUCCAUUUGAAAAUGAAUUAAGGAAUCAGUCGUUGCUCUCCAGUGAUUCGCAGUGGAAAAUAGGAAGCUGUGAAUCACUUUCAGAAUCAAAUCCAGAUUUAGAAGUGACUCACAGUGAGCCAGGAAAGUUGUAUGAUGUACUGAAUCACGCACCAUUACAAGCUGAUGUAAACCUCUCAGAUGACCUAAUUUCUUCAGAUUCUACGACUCCAAAAAUUAUCCUUCCAGACUAUUCUGAGUCAGCCAAUGAAUUAUAUCAGCAAAAGGCCAACGAAAUUAUCUUCACUGUGCUGAACUCCGCCAUGGAUGAAUUUAAAAACAUAAAUAAAAAUUCUGCAAACAUAGCUUGUCUCCAUAGCCAGAUCUCUAUUACACCAGAUGUAAAACUUGCAGAAGAAAAAACAAGUAAUAAUUUCCAACAAUCCUUGGAAUACUCCUCCGUAGAUGUCCCAUCAGGUGUCUUAGAGAAAUCUUUGGACAGUAUCCUACGUAAGAGCAAAGAUCCUUUUAUGUCUAUAGCGGAAGGACUAGUAAAUGAAGUUAUAUCUUCUUCAAAACAGCUGAUGGUUUCCAAUACGAUACAGAAGAUUAUAAAUGAAGACAGUGACACAAAUGAAAUGAGUCCUAAAAAACCACCUAACAAUUUAAAUCAGGCGUUUGUGGACAAAAAUGACCCACCUGAGAACAUCACAAGCUUAAUAAAAAAUGAUUCUUUAUUAGAUAUUAACAAUGCAGUGUAUAUGCCUUUUAGCGAAAGAAAUUGUAAUGCCAUGACAACAACAGGAAUGCUGCAGAAUGUUCCAUCUAGCCAGACAACUGACCCAUCCUCUUUAGAUGAGUUUGGUUCUAGAGCCACUGUAGGCAUGAGGGACAGAGCUCUGAAUGUUCCUAUAGAAAGUAGUGUUCUCGCAGAGGCAGAAGAUAAAGAGGAACAUUCAAAUUGUUUCAUAAAUCCAUGUGUUGCUGAAAUAAACAAUCCAAAUGUGCAAAAUGACAGCUCUCUAACCUUUGAUAUGAACGUGCAAGGAGAUCUUGAGAUUGAGAAUCUUAAGUGCAAUGAAGAUCAAAAUGAGUAUUAUGACAGUGAAAUGGGAUAUUCAUCCAGAUCCCUUGAAACGGAAGGUUCACUGAAUGAGUUCCUUAGUAAUCAUUUAUCUGAGGAGAUCUACAACAUGUACAUGUCAGAAGUAAGUUCAGAAUUCUCUGAUCCAUUCCAGUUCUUCGUCCAUAACAGUCAAUAUGUUGAAAUAAGUGAGAGUGAUGAUGAGUUAGGGGACGAGGACAAGGAUUAUGGUGCUAGUGGACAGGACUCUGUCGAAGACUCAUUUCUGUCUGUACAGUCAAGACGUGUAAGGAUCUAUCCCUUUGCUCUGUCUCCAAUAUACGAGGACGAUAGCUCUUGUGAGGGCCCUUUGUCUAACAGCAGCUCACCGAGACACAUCGAGGGAGCUGCAGCAAGUAACAAUGAGAACAGCCAUGCAUCAAUCUUAUCUCUGCUACAGUCUGUGUCGGAUCGCUUGAAAGAAGCUGACAUGGAUGAAAUGGGCAGUGAAGAAAGAUUGCCAUUCCUCAAUAAUGAAGCUGUAGUUGUCAGUGACCAGCCUAAUAAGGAUACAUCGGAGUCACUCUCUGUGUGUAAGACAAGCCUUGAUGUCCCCACAUUACCUGAAGAAGAAAAACCAUCUGGAGGAAGCAGAUCCAGUUUGUUCAUUACCAAAUCUUUUACAGAAAACAGGCCUUCCUCAGUCCCAGGCCGUCAGUCUUUUCUUCUUAAUUUGUCAUCACAGUCUAAUAUAGCAGGAGCAAAGUCUGCUGCGGAAAACACUUCUGUUCCGGCUUCUGGGGGUGAAGGGUCAACAUCACUGACCAGUGAAUCCAAAUCAACUCAUGACACAGAUCUUUUCCCAAAUACUGCUGCUGUGAGCGGGCCUUCACCAUUACAGGCGGUAACAGAACCUACAUUGUCCAUUCUGAAAUCUGAUGUAGAGCACAAGCCACGUCUGUCUCCCCAAAGUGUUUACUACCAGUAUUUCCAAGCAGCUACUACGGGGAAUAAGGAGAACUCCGCUCAGGCAAAGCUGGAAGGGGAAUUCAAGAAAGCAGAAGCGCAACAAAUGCUCAAGGGUCAAUCAUCGCACCAGAGAGAGAAUCUGGAUGCAGCUGAUUCAGAAUCCCUAAAGUUUAACCCAAGGCCCGGAAAGAUGACCCUGUCAGACAUAUUAGAUCUUGAGAACAAGAUUGAACUAAAGAGUGACGUUCUUGAUGCAGCAUCCUGGGAGUUUCCAAAUGGAGUAAAUAUCCGGGUCAUCAGAGGAUGCUGGGUUCUGUAUGAAAAACCACAUUUUGAAGGUCAAGCACAUGUCCUUGAAGAAGGGGAAGCUGUGUUAUACCGCCUCUGGGAUCUUUCAGGAACCAAAGCUAAGCCAGAUAAAAUCAGGAUAGGCUCAGUGAAGAGAGUAGUGAAGGAUUACCUUCCAGUGGUAGUAAUAUCCUCCCUGCAGGAUACGGCUGACUCUCCUGUUUAUAUAUGUACAGAGGUUCCCUCAUUGGAAAAUCUGGUUGAUAAACGCCCACGUUCUUUAACAGUGAAUUCCGGAGUCUGGCUGGCAUACACAGAACCUCAGUAUAAUGGCACAGUGACUGUAUUAGAAGAAGGAUGUGAAUUGCCUCAAAUUCAGGAUUGUGGUAUCAAAUCUAUGCGAGCCUUGAAAAUGGGAGGCUUGAAAGUGCAGUUGCCCAGUGAUCCAAAGAUAAUUAUAUAUGAGAAACCAUGUUUCCAAGGGCGGUCAGGAGAGAUCACAGAACAUGUCUGUAACAUUGGGACACUUCUCCGUGAUGAGGAUAAAGGCAAUAAUCUAAAUAUUGGAUCAAUGCAAGUUCUUGGUGGCAUAUGGGUUGGAUACGAACAAGAGCGGUAUAAAGGGCAGCAGUAUCUCCUGGAAGAGGGUGACUAUGAGGACUGGCACGCCUGGGGAGGAUAUGGCAGCACUUUGCAAUCAGUCCGAUAUCUUCAGGCUAACUUUUUGGAGGCGUCUGUCACCUUGUACGAUUCGGAAGCGGAAGAAGGGAAACAAGUGGAUCUUUUCAACCAGGCGAUUCCUGACCUGGAGCUGGCUGGAUAUAACCCCAAAACGCAGUGUAUCCAUGUGAAAUCUGGGAUGUGGGUAGCGUAUCAGCAGAAGCAUUAUUGUGGAGAACAAUAUAUACUGGAAAAAGGCAGAUACAAGACCUAUAUGGACUGGGGAGGCAGCAACAAUACAAUAAUGUCUAUUAGGCCAGUUCUUCUGGAACCACUGGGACGGAACGAAGUGAAACACUUGAUUAAGGCAUAUAAAAGCUGCAAUUUUCAGGGGGAGUCUGUGGAUUUCUCGCAGGAAGUAUGUGACUUUCCCUCAUUCAUGCCCAGGUCUUUCAAGGUCUUAAGAGGAUGCUGGCUGCUGCAGUACCAGGCAGACUCAUGUGAUAAUCUGUGUGUGCUAGAAGAGGGGCACUUCCCAGACUUGGCAUCAUGUGGGAUCCCCGUCGCUGAGAUCACAUACAUCCAGCCCAUAGAUUAUGUCUUUGCUGAACCUUCUGUCAGUUUGUUUGCUCUGGACUCAUGUGAGGGGAGGGAACUGCACUUUGAGGAGGCUGUAACUUCGGUACUAAGCAAGGACCUUCACUUCUAUACCCAGUCUGUGUGGAUACGAAGAGGACUUUGGAUUGCAUUUGAAGGGGCCAACUUCCUAGGAAGACAGAUGUUACUGGAAUCCCAAAAAAUUGAAAAAUGGUCACAAUUCAGCGGCUGGAAAGCUGUUGGGUCACUGCGUCCCUUAAGACAGCCAGCCGUAUACUUCAUGGUUAGAAACAGGCACAGAGACAAGUACUUGACAGUCACCGGGAAACUGUCAGAUACAAGGGCGACAUUUGUCAGCAUUUCGGCAAGGAACGGGCAGAGUACCCAGAUCUGGUACUUCUGCAGAGGGCUCCUGAAAUCAAAGGCAAAUGAUUCAUGCUUAGAUAUCAUUGGAGGAAGAAACCUACCUGGGUCAAAGGUGUCCUUGUGGUCUGAACAUGGGAAAAAUCGGCAGAAGUGGACAAUCAAUAAAGACGGGACAAUCGCUUCGUACAUAAGUGAUGACCUUGUUCUAGAUAUUAAAGGUGGAAACUACUACGAUCAGAACUACUUGAUAGUAAACAGAGUCCAGGACAGCGCCCUCACACAGAAAUGGGACAUUGAGAUACUGUGAACGUCUCUGAGACAUGAACUGUCAGAACGGCAUGGUCUCUGCACUUACGCUGUGGAAGGUGAGAACUACACGAAUCCCCCUACAGAAGUCACGGGAUCGCUGCUCUACUAAUGUGCUUGACAUGGAGCCAGGAAAGUGGAUUGAGGUUUCUUCAGAAGAGGCAUUUACCUGCCUGUGCCAACCAAAAGGCCAGAUUGCCUGGUUGGGAUUGCACUUGCCAGGAACGUAUUGAGCACAGUAACGUCACUGGAUCAAAAUGACAUGUUUGGGAAAUGUUUCCGUUACCUCCUUGAGUCUGGACUGCACUGCCUACUUAUUUAAUGUCUAUACGCGGAAAGGACUGGAGAACAGACGGCUGUGCCAACCACGGGGCGCUGAGCCUUGUUUAUAUGAUUGGCUGGGGCACACACAUAACUGGAAUACAUAAAGGAUGAGCAAUGCUGGCACUCCAUACUGGCAUACCUGGGAGUAUAACAUUAUGCAAAACGUUCUCCAGUUAUAUAUUAUAUAUAUAUUUAAACAGAGUUUAUGUUGUUUUUAUCUCUCACAUUCUCCUGGCGUGACAAACCACAGCUUGGUAAAUCAGGACAGUGGUUUUUAAUGUGGUGCUUUAUAAAAUAGCCAUUUCCUUUCGUUUUCACAGCAGUUUGGCCUUUAGUAAAUCGCCUGUGAUACUGUAACCUCAGUGCUGACAUGACGUCAUUUUUCUGAUAGGUAUAUAAUGUACAUACUGUAGGUAAUCAGAACGCAUGUGUACUGCAUAUAUGGGCAGUAUAUAUCUAUACUGUAAAUGAAAUAUUUAUAUAAGGCUGUAAGUAAUGUUGUGUAUAUGUGUAAAUCAGAUCAAAUGAAGCUAGAAAACGGUUUCGUAAGAUGUAUAUAUUGUGCAGCCACAGAAAACACUGCACGGGAAAGCGGUGAUAUUAAUCUCAUAGAGAACGUGAGGGUCACAGGAUAAGAAACCCUAACGAGUGCCUUAUUUUUUUUUAAAUACUGUAUGUGUCUUGUCAAUAUGGAUGUUGAUUUCUUUACAUUUUGAUUAAAAGUUCAAUGAUUUAACUACA
Molecule: messenger RNA, 11587 nt
Organism: Pseudophryne corroboree (corroboree frog)
Lineage: Eukaryota; Metazoa; Chordata; Amphibia; Anura; Myobatrachidae
Gene: CRYBG3
Product: crystallin beta-gamma domain containing 3
Exons: 23
Coding region: 228-10523 (3431 amino acids)
Biological process (GO): lens development in camera-type eye; visual perception
Molecular function (GO): structural constituent of eye lens
Source: RefSeq, a predicted model, not a curated record